This is a messenger RNA of Asterias rubens (European starfish), 6099 nucleotides long. Its product is annotated as neurobeachin-like. NCBI's taxonomy places the organism in Eukaryota, Metazoa, Echinodermata, Asteroidea, Forcipulatida, Asteriidae. Gene Ontology annotation, cellular component: membrane; cytosol. Bases 1 to 2439 code for a protein of 812 amino acids. Gene Ontology annotation, biological process: intracellular protein localization. The transcript has 20 exons. Gene Ontology annotation, molecular function: protein kinase binding. The record is from RefSeq and is a predicted model, not a curated record.
AUGACAUACUGUGUUGAACUUGAAAAUAAUGAACUUUACGCUCAUGGUAGUAACGCACUUCUGUUAUUUGUCAGCGGCAAGUUCUUUGUUGGCAGACGAUGCGACAAGUCCAAAAUAUAUAACACUGGGAAAUCGCUCCGGGAUCUGGUUCUUUCAUACACAGAGGGUCUGCAUGGAAGAUGGCAUUUCAACGACAUCCGAGCAGUGUUCUCCAGGAGAUACCUUCUCCAGAAUACGGCGUUGGAGAUCUUCUUGGCAAACAGAACUUCCGUGAUGUUCAACCUACCAAACAAAGCUACCGUCAAGAAAGUUGUGCAUGCCCUGCCUCGGGUCGGUGUUGGGCUCAAGUAUGGCAUACCGCCCUCAAGACGCGUUUCCUUGGCAACCCCUCGGCAACUCUUCAAGGCAUCCAACAUGACACAGGCAUGGCAGAGGAGAGAGAUCACAAACUUUGAGUAUCUGAUGUAUCUGAACACUAUAGCCGGUCGAGGCUACAAUGAUCUGAAUCAGUACCCAAUUUUUCCAUGGGUGAUCACCAACUAUGAUUGUGAAGAGUUAGACCUGACUCUACCAAGUAACUACAGAGAUCUUUCAAAGCCGGUGGGAGCGUUGAACCCGAGUCGCCGAUCCUUCUUCCAGGAGCGAUACGAGAACUGGGAGGAUGAUAAGAUUCCACCAUUCCACUACGGGACUCAUUACUCCACAAUGGCAUUCACUCUGAACUGGCUCAUGAGAAUGGAGCCAUACACAACGUACUUCUUGAAUCUUCAAGGAGGGAAGUUUGACCACGCCUCAAGGAGCUUCGCAGCCGUCUCUAUCUCCUGGAAGAACUGCCAGAGAGAUACCUCGGAUGUAAAGGAGUUAAUUCCUGAGUUCUUCUACCUCCCUGAGAUGUUUGUGAACGGCAAUGACUACACUCUGGGUUCCCUCCCUGACGACGGGCCAGUAGUAGGUGACGUCAUUCUCCCUAAAUGGGCCAAGACAGCUGAAGAUUUUGUCCGCAUUAACAGGCUGGCACUGGAGUCGGAGUUUGUCUCGUGCCAGCUUCAUCAAUGGAUUGAUUUAAUCUUUGGCUACAAGCAGCGAGGGCCAGAGGCUGUCCGUGCGGCUAACGUCUUUUAUUAUCUCACCUACGAGGGCAGUGUCAACUUGGAUACAAUUGACGAUCCUAUCAUGAGAGAGGCCAUAGAGAAUCAGAUCCGAAGCUUUGGUCAGACGCCAGCUCAGUUAAUGACAGAGCCUCAUCCACCCCGUAGCUCAGCAAUGCAUCUUAGCCCCAUGAUGUACUCGGACCAGUUGUCUCAAGACGUUUUGAUGAUCAUCAAAUUCCUCUCUAAUUCUCCGAUCAUCCACGUCUCGGCUAACACUCAUCCCAAUGUCCCGACUGCCGCUGUUGUCACGGCAGCGGCCAAUCAGACCUUUGCGUUGAACAAAUGGAACAACCAGGUUUCUACAGCAGGUAGGAGCACAGGUCAACCAGGUUCCCCUGGGUACUCUAUGGAGGCGGGCAAGAAUCUCCUGAUUGAGCUGGAUCCACUCAUAUUAUCCACGACAGGUAUGCACAGGCGUCAGAUAGUAGACACCAUGGAUUCUAACGUGAAGUCUAAAUCCUCAUGCUACGUAGUGACAGCUGAUAACCGCUACUUGAUGGCUUGCGGAUUCUGGGACAAGAGCUUCAGAGUCUUUCUAACGGAUACAUGCAAAGUGACCCAAGUUGUGUAUGGUCACUGGGACAUGGUGACAUGUCUAGUGAGAUCAGAAUGUCCCGUGGGUGGGGAUUGCUACAUUGUAUCUGGAUCUAGGGAUGCAACAUUGCUAGUGUGGCAUUGGAGUGCUAAGGUCCAGUGGGUCCUUGGAGAGAAUCAUGUCGCGGGUGAGAUGGCAACCCCUCGUGCCAUCCUAACUGGUCAUGAUACUGAGGUGAUAUGCGCUGCGGUCUGCACUGAGCUGGGAUUGGUCGUCAGUGGAUCACUCGGUGGCGCUUGUCUCAUCCACACAGUAGCAGGUGAUCUUCUAAGAUCGUUGGAUCCACGCUCUCCCGAUAUGUCCCCUCGUCUCAUGUCCAUUGCAUCAGAGGAAGGGGUCAUUUUGGUGACCUUUGACAAAGGUCAUGUGUGUUCGUACACGAUUAACGGCAAAUUCCUCAUACAAACUGAUGUCAACGGCAAGGUUAAUGCAAUGCGAUUCAAACAUGAAGGAGACUAUUUCCUGACUGCCGGGGACAAUCGUCAAGUUCAAGUAUGGCGGACGUACGACCACAAUCUGAUGUACUCAUUCCCAAUGUGUGAUGCCUCCAUAUUGGCUCUGGACAUGGCCCACGAACAAAGAUUACGAAAAAAUCCAACUAGGACUAUUAUUGCAGGGAUGGCAACUGGUAGCAUCGUAGCAUUCAACGUCAACUUCAGUAAGUGGCAUCAUGAAUUUCGAGAGACCUACUAAGAUGGACUCACAGCGCCCUCUGUUGGUGUCUUUUAGCGAGCUUCCAGAGAGUGAGGUUGCCCACAAGCCUUUAUGCAAUUACAAGUUUAUGAUUGGGGUAUUCAUUGAAGUUAAAACAAACCCAACAUUCAAAACAAUCCAGCAAAUUCUUCUAGUGUGUUGAUUGAAGCCAAGCUUGAUUUUGCAUUCAGUUCAAGGUCAAAUUUGUUGAGAAUAUUACGGAAGUGGAGAGCUUGAAGCAAAGAAUCGGUAUUCAUUUUUGUAGUGCAGUACAUGUCUUUGGCAUUCUUGGCGCAAUCAUUUUCCAAGUGUAAAGUUUCUGCUUUCAAAACUCUAUAAAAACUCAACUGGGUGAUUACAAGGACAAUUUAUAUAUGAAAACAAAUUGAGAUAAAUUGAAAACUUUUUGUGGGGUUAUUGUCUCCCGGGGUCGAAAAGGUCGGAGGAGCUAGAUUUUUCAGUAGUAAAUCCUACUGCCAUUAGUGAGAGAGAUAGUCAAAAUCCAAUUCAAGUAACAACAAAAUACUGAGAGGUUUAAGCUUUGAAAACAGGAUAAACUAUUGAAGCUGUUAGGCGUGCUGUUGAUAUAAGUGUGUGGAAAUGAAAUGAUUUAACUGAAGCUGUGAAAAGGAAAGUUCUGCUUUCAGGAAUUAAGACAUUGGUUCAUGGUGUGACUGUAAACAUACUCACAUAUCAGGUUUUGUAUACCACACAUUGUGGUCAUCUAGAUAUAGAGCUAUAUAUUAAAAAUCUCACCACUAUUUAGAUUAUGCAAACAACGGGUUAAUUCAGUGUUGUGCAGAUAUAUAUGGAUGUGGAAAUCAACUUGGGUUCGGUGGUUUACUUUUUUGUACAUAGCACGAGUUCACAAUUAUGCACAAAUCAAUGGGUUAGUGUGUAAAACUUGCUUAUUGCUGAAUUUUAUCAGUAGGCCUAAAAACACGGAGGAUUUAGAGUGAUGACAACAUUAGAUUUCAGCUGCUAUUAAUGACACGCUAAGAAAAAUAAUAACAAGAUUAGAAUUUCACAUUCCGUAGUGGUUUAAAUUAUGGGCAUAUCAUAGAUUUGGGGUGUUUUUUUGUAUUAAGUAAAAUGAAUAAAGCUUCAAAACACAACAUAAAUAAAAAUUCAGCAAUGCACGGUGGCAAGUGAAAUUAAUAGAUGUUUUUAUGUUUGUAGAUUGUCACCGUUAAAAAGUCGCUUUGAGAUUGGAACACGGAUCUUAUAGGUGACAAAUUAAAAAUGCCUAUUGAGUAAAACUUUGAAGUAGAGAGCUAGAAUUCAAAGUAAUUCUGGAGCAGUAGUCACAACUAAUGUAGUGUAGACUUUAUAUAAAUAGUUUCUUUUUACACGGUUGAACCCUUUCCCCUCAAAAAAUGUAUUCUUGUUUAAUUAGUAAAAAUAGAAAAUUGUGGAACUUGGACCAGAAUAUGUUAAACAUAAACUAUGACAACAUUCCAAUUUAUAUACAAAAAAACUACAAAUUCUCCUUAAUUCAAACUUGACAUUAAAAUCUGAAAUGUUUGUAUUAGAUUGUCACUGUUAAUGUAUGUAUUGUGCUUAGCCUUUCUGUCAAACUCCUAAAAACUCUCUAAAACUGCUUUUGAUAAAAGAUUAUUUGCACUAAAAAACACAAAGAUUUUGACAACUGUCGUCCUCCUCUUUGGGCCUAUGCAUUUUGUGGCAUGUUUUGAUUCUUUCACAUAGAUAUUUUGUAUAGAAUCUUUAUUUUAAAGCACAUGCAUCUAAUUUGUAAAGAACAUUAUAAGAAAAAAAAGUUAUGAAAACAUAUCAUCUUAAAUUACACCAUUUGGAAUUAUUUGUAAUGUAAGGAGUAAUUGUGUGUUUUUUGCAAAAGGGAAAAAAGGUGAGUGGCAAGGUUAGAUUGAUAUUUGUACUUUCCCGUAAAAAACCCCAAAUACAAGGUAGUUUUUUCAACCUCAAACAACCUUCAGUGAAGGUAAAAAUUGAUAAGCUAGCAUUUUAAAUUCAGUUUUGUUUCUUGUUCAAAUGUUUCAAAGUUACGGUCAUUCUUGUGCAGGGUAGUCGUCAAAUAAUUUGUUAUCAGUUUUUGUUAUUUUGAAUUUUACGUUAUAAGUGUUAAUUACAAAACAUUUUUCUGAUAUAUUUUAGGUUUUAGGUCCACAUGAGUUUAACAUGUAAUUAAAUGUAUUCAGAUGUAAGCAUAGGGAGGUAUUAAAACAAAUCUAUUUUUCAGUCUCAGAUAAAACUGACCAGCAAAGCCGAUUCCAGUGAGCAAAGGCUGCUGAGAAAGGGUUUCAGAAUUUAGAAUGUUAUUUAAAAUAUUCUUGCAUGUACACUUUUGGUUUUGAAAUGAUAGUUUGGUUCACUAAUCUCAAUUAAAAAGUGCAUAUGCAUUUGUUGAAAUCAGAGUAAAACUGCACAAUACACAUAUCAUUUGCUGCCCUUUUUAAAGGCCACAUUCGUGAUCUAUAAAACAGCUUUAAUGUGUGCGUGUCUUUGGGAAAUGAUCUCACAUACAUUGACCAUUGGUCAGUAGACUGGUUUGGUUUGGGUUGGCAUUUAAGAAUUCUAAGUUAUGAUUUUUUUUGUAUAUUUCGGUCAGCUUGUUUAUUUGUAUAAAUUUGGCACACUGCAAUAAUUAUGUUUGAAAAUAAUGGGACCGUUAACAAAUAUUCCAUCAGUGUUAUCUAAUUGAUUUCAUUUUGAAUGAGUUUCAGUAUCCAAAAGUAUAUUAAUUAAACUUUCACGUAAGGCUGCAGUAAGGCUUAGCAAUAUGGGUUCUGCUAUGAAUAUUUGAAUUUUGGGAUUUUGUUAUUCGCUCAUUAUUUUGUUCAGAUUUAAUAUGUAUGGUUUUUAACUGGAUUCAUUUUUGUUUUUUUCCCUGAUCGAUACAUGCUUUAAUUAUAAAAGAAAAUUCAUUAUUUGGAACUCAACUUCCCUAAUUUCAUUCAACCAAACAGUUAUCUUGAUUUGUUUCUAGAGCACAUCAUUUGCAUGUGAUAAUUCGAUCCAUAUCAUGUUUGUUCCCUUUCUUUGUACCUUGAAGAUUUAGUUUCACUUUACUCAGAAUUCAUACAAAGUAUUUCCACUUGUAGUUGAAGUGGCAAAGUAUUGAACUAUCAUGUGCCCUAAAUGAAUGAAUAGUUUAAAGUUGACAGGCAGGCCUGGAAUUACAUGGAGGCCAUGGCCUGUGUUGCCCUGGUCUUAGCCUUGGUGCCCCUUGACGCAGCCUUGGUGCCCCUUGACGCAGCCUUGGUGCCCCUUGACGCAGAGUACUCAAUUAUUAUGUACUCUAAAUGAAUGAAGAUUUUGAAGUUGACAAGGAGGCCAUGAACUACACUUUAGGCCAUGGCAUUCGUUGCCGAAAAUGGCCUUGCCCUCUCGAAGAUGAAAUUCCGGACAUGUCCGAACAAGUGACAAUCCUUUUGUUUGACAAAAGUUUGAAAUAAUUGUUCCCAAUUAUAUUUAGUUUCUAACUAAAAAGUAGAUAAAAUCCUCUUGCUAAGAGCGUCAAAUAACUUUGAAAGUUUAGGAAAUUUGCACCGUUUAUGAUUUUACACACUUGUUAACUGCUCGUAUUGUAUUAAACCAGAUUAAUGAGAAUAUUGUGCAUCUGGUUAAUAAUAACUAAAGCAUUAAACCAGGCGGUUAAUAUCUAACCGCUGUAUAAUAUUA